AUGCAAGCGUUUGCUAGUCAAUCGUCUACCCACACAGAUUAAAAAUACAAGGCCCCGAUGUUUUUUCCAAACUGAGACUAACCGGUAAACUAAGUUAAAAAUGUUUGCAUCUGGAACGCAGAAGAACCACUGGAUGUUUACUGGACCGGAGGAGAUUGAUUUGCUUAGACAGGAGGCAAAUGAACGAUUUGUGAAUGAAUUUGGCAAGAACAUGGAUGAAGACCAUAGGAAGGCUCAUUUUUUGUUGCCUGAGGAAGAGAAACUGUUAAUGAGACAUUUCGAGUUCAUCCUGCGUGAAUUCUGCAAGAAAUUCCAGCCAUCCAUGCCCAAAUAUGUACUGGGUACAGCAUUGACAUACUUCAAGCGUUUCUACAUCCACAACUCAUUGAUGGACUUCCAUCCCCGAGACCUGAUGCUCACCUGCGUGUACCUGGCAUGUAAGGUGGAGGAAUUCAACGUUUCCAUUGGCCAGUUUGUGGGAAACUUGAAGGGUGACCGGGAGAAGUUUGCCAACAUUAUCCUCGGGUUUGAGUUGUUGCUCAUGGACAAGUUACAUUAUCACCUCACUGUUCACAACCCUUUCAGACCUCUUGAGGGAUUUCUUAUUGAUCUUAAGACUCGAUAUUUCAAGAACAAAGCUGAAGAUGUAGAGAGAUUACGUAGAAAUGCUGAAGAUUUUGUGGACAGAUCUCUAGCUACAGAAACCUGCUUGUUAUUCUCUCCUUCACAGAUUGCGUUAGCAGGCAUCAUCCACAGUGCUGGAGAGGAGGGCAUCAGCCUAGACAAUUAUGUAACCGGUGUACUGAUGCAAGGAACCACGAAUGAAGAAGUGAAGAAAAUGGCCAGCCAGAUCAAACGCAUAAAGUAUCUCGUUAAAAACCAGCCAUCCUUGCAGCGAGAGCUGAUAGGGCCAGUUCAGAGAAAACUCGAGCCGUGUCGUAAUCAGGCAAAUAACCCUGAAUCAGAAAUCUACAAACGUCGGUUGGAGGAGAUGUUUGAGGAGGAAGAAGAGGAGAGAAGUCGCAAACGUCAGAAACUUAUGGAGGAGGAGCGCGCUGCAGAGAGGGCUCUUAUUGGCAUUCCUUGACUCUACCUGUCAUAACCUGUAGCGGUGAUGAUUGAAAACUUGCCAAAGAGAUUUUGGUGUAUUGACUAACAAUGACAGUCCCCAACAGUUGCAGGGAUUGUGUUUCAUAAUUAAAAGUUUGGCCAAAAUACUAGUAAUUGUUUAUUGGGAUGGACAUCUAGCCUCCAUACUAAACAUGAAUGCUAACCAGAGUAGCUAAAACAAAGAUAGACACAUGAACGCCCUGCCCUGGUCUUCUCUGGGUUGGUUUUUGCCAAAACUGAUUGUUUUGGAUUGAAUGACAGGUUCUGCCUGGACCUUCAGAGGAUAAGUUAGUCUGGACAAGUAUUAUGUUCAAGAUUUGUCAACAAGUUUAAGUUAAUCAAUUGAGUAACAUUUUGAUGAUUAUAGAAUUAUUAUUCUCUUAAAUAUUUCUACAUUGAUUAUUAUUUUGAAAGAAUUUUUACCAUCUAGAGCUAUUUAUUACUAGUAUCACAUUUUCAAUAUUACAGACCAUAUGGAGGUGCAUUUGUUUGGGUCUAUUGUUCUUGGCAAUCUAGCAUAGCUGAAGAUGGCCAGAGAGUGCUAUUCUUUUACAUGCACCAUCAAUUUUCAGUGUAAGAUCUACUGGCAAUUUUAUGUUUGACUUGGCAGAUCUUAAGAUGUAAUAUUUUGUUGCAUGCAUAUGGUUGCAAGUGUGUCUUCUAUUCGGGAUGCUUCCUAUCAUAUAAAUAAAUUGUGUGGAUGAUACAAUAGUAGAUAAAUUGUAUAAAUUAUUUUAUGUAGAAAAAAAUAUAGGAAAUUGAUAGGACUCAAAGAUAAGUGUGUGCGUUAUGGCAUGUUGUGAGAUGCUGUUGUUAUAUGAAAGUGCUUCUGUUUGACAAGCAAUACUUUAUGUGUUCUGUUUAUGUAAACAUGUCCAUUGUUUUGUUUGAAAUAAAAAUACAUGAUUGUA
Molecule: messenger RNA, 2021 nt
Organism: Mya arenaria
Lineage: Eukaryota; Metazoa; Mollusca; Bivalvia; Myida; Myidae
Product: cyclin-H-like
Exons: 9
Coding region: 101-1087 (328 amino acids)
Biological process (GO): regulation of transcription by RNA polymerase II; DNA-templated transcription; regulation of cyclin-dependent protein serine/threonine kinase activity
Cellular component (GO): nucleus; transcription factor TFIIK complex
Molecular function (GO): cyclin-dependent protein serine/threonine kinase regulator activity
Source: RefSeq, a predicted model, not a curated record